This is a messenger RNA of Oldenlandia corymbosa var. corymbosa, 1360 nucleotides long. The record is from the annotation of a GenBank genome assembly. NCBI's taxonomy places the organism in Eukaryota, Viridiplantae, Streptophyta, Magnoliopsida, Gentianales, Rubiaceae.
GAAAAUUCAAACUCUUCAAUCAUUUCAAGUUGGAAAGAAUGUGACUUUUAUUCAAAUUUAGCCAUGAAAGAAGUAAUUCAAUCACUAUAAAUAUAGGCCAAAAUGCAUUUCCGUAAACCAUCACGAACCCUAAACAGUUCCGGUUCCGAUUUAAAUGAGGUUCAUUCACUAGAUCGAUUUAUAGUGUUACACUUGCGAGUUGCGACAACUAUCUAAUUCUAUUAUUUUUCUUGAUGAAAUUAAUCAACGGUUUUUUGUACAGUUACAAUUCCUCCAAGUAGAGUGUAUAUGCAAGCUUGGCUAUGGAUUACAUGCAUUACGAAAGCUGCGUAACUGAUGAUCUUCCUCCAUCACGUCAGAAAAGAGUGCCAAGAAAAGUUGGCCGGCCCCCGAAGGCGGUGACCGCCGCUCGCAACACCAAUAAUAUGGAGGCCUUAAUUCAACAGGUUCAGCUAGAUGCUUACUUUUCCGUCUUAAAAGCCUUUAAAGCUCAAGCUGAUUCCCUUUCAUGGGAAAAAGAAAGUUUGAUAACCGAACUCAGAAAAGAGUUAGGAUUGUCUGAUGAAGAACACAGGGCACUCCUCCGCGGAGUCCAUUCAGAUGAUGUGAUCAGAAGAAUAAGGAAGUGGAGACAUUCUGUCCAUUCCGUCCAUUAUCCGGCGGCUACUCCGUCUUUAAAUCCGUUGAUUGGUCGGAAAGUGAGGACUAAAUGGCCGGAAGACAAGCAAUUUUAUGAAGCAUAUAUAGCUGAUUACAAACCAGAACAGGGGUUACAUGCUCUGGUUUAUGACAUUGGUACUUCAAUUGAGACUUGGGAAUGGGUUAAUAUUUCUGAGAUUCCUCCUCAAGAUAUUAUAUGGGAUUUUCCAACACAAUCACAGAACGGAUCAGAUGAUGUUAUUCAGUUACUUGACACGGAUUCUUUACUCCAAGAGGUUGAAAGGGUGUUGAUGAGACCUAAUCAUCAACCUCAUCCUCUGGAGAUUGAUCAUGCAAAGAUAAUUCUGCAGGAACAUGAAGAAGCGCUCACUUAUGCCAUUGCGAAGAUUGCAGAGUUUUCCGAUCACCGCGAAAGCGGAGGCGGAGGCGGAAGCGGAAGCGGAGGUGGCCAUUCUUUUCAGGGUAAAUCAUCAAUGGAAACAACUCAAUGUUCUUCUAUGGAGACAAUGGUUUAGCAGAUAUGUGUGACAGAAAAAAGGGGCAUUUCUGGUUUCAGCUUUUGCUUAUAUUCAUCAUAUUCAAAAUCCAGUUCCUAAAAUUCUCUAGGAAAAUUUGUCUUAGUUCAUCGAGACACCAUGAGCUUUUUGUUUCUUCCUGUAGUGAAUUGUUGGCUUUUGAUCCAUUAAGAAUUGUUUUGUUU